Oncorhynchus keta (chum salmon) is the source of this 2525-nucleotide messenger RNA. Its product is annotated as eukaryotic translation initiation factor 4B-like. The annotation marks the transcript as partial. The transcript is spliced from 11 exons. NCBI's taxonomy places the organism in Eukaryota, Metazoa, Chordata, Actinopteri, Salmoniformes, Salmonidae. Gene Ontology annotation, molecular function: RNA binding. The record is from RefSeq and is a predicted model, not a curated record.
ACACCACUGCAAAUCACGAAAACACUAUGCGCAGCAUGCACGCGGAUACUUGUGUGCGUCUCCAUCCAAGAUACUUGCCCGCGUCUCCAUCCAAGAUCCUGGCAGUUGUUCUCCAACAUUGCGACGUCAGCUAAGGAGAAGGGGAAUAAGACCCUAUCCCUGACUAACUUCCUGGCAGAGGACAAGGGGGGUAAUGCACCCCCUAGUUACCCCCCCACCAAGCCCACUAGCAGCUGGGCCGAGGAGACAGAUGACCUAGACACAGAGGUAUCCACCUCCUGGCAUACAGAGGAGGAUAUUUCCCGGGCCCCAGCCAUCGACCGCUCCAUCCUGCCCACAGCACUCCGUUCAGCCCGGGAGCCAAACGUUGACCGCUCUUGUAUUCCUUGCGGUCCCCCUUACACCGCCUUCCUGGGCAACUUGCCCUACGACGUGACUGAGGAAUCCAUCAUGGACUUCUUCAGGGGCGUGGGGAUCAGUGCAGUACAUCUUCCUAGAGAACCCAGUAACCAAGACCGCUCGAAGGGUUUUGGCUAUGCUGAGUUUGAUGAUGUGGAAUCUCUCCUGAGUGCCUUGAGUCUAAACAAAGAGAACUUCGGAAACAGAAGGAUCCUUGUGGACAUUGCAGAUUGGUCUUGUUGGGGUAGUGGGGAUCACAAUAGUGACCGUGGUGGUGACCGAUACGAUAGACCGGAGGAAAGCCAUUGUGACCGAGGUGCUGUGGAGAGGCCCAAGUUGAUACUGAAACCCUGUAGCCUACCUAAAGAAGUGGAGCAGAGCAGUGCCCCGUCUGCCCCCUCGGACAGGGCUGCCUCCAUCUUCGGUGGGGCCAAGCCAGUGGACACUGCUGCCAAGGAGAGAGAGGUGGAGGAGAGGCUGAAGAGGGAACAGGAAAAACUGCAGCGAGAGCUAGAAGACAGAAUCACCGACCACAAUCCCAGAGAGAGGCACCCCAGCUGGCGCAGUGAGGACCAACCUGCAGGACGCUCUCAGACUGGCAGUGAGUCUUCCCAAACCAGACAACCGUGGCCAAUCUAGCAGAGCCUCCAAGUGCAGGGAGAGCGAGCGCUCCACCUCCCAAGGAGAACGCCUGGGCCAAGAGGACCACACCUGUUGGGGGCUCCAGUGAGGGCGAGGCCCGGCCACCGUCUCCCCCGCAAUGACACACCCCUACAGCUCACCAGCUUAGCUGAUGAUGAAGUGCCUCAGGCAGAUAAAGAAGAGGUCGAUCGCAGCGAAUAGAUACAGUAUGCAGCCUUGAUAUAAUGGACGCAGACCCACAUGACAAUAUGGAGGACAAUGCAUAGGGAGGGUGAAUGAAAGAAGUGAAGGAGAUGGAAGAUGCAAAGAAUGAGGUCUGCCCAGCAACCUGGCUGGAGCAGCUCUACAGCUCCCUUUCUGCAAACCUGCUUAAAGAGAAACCCACCCCACUGCCGGCUGGCUGCACCUUCAAGAUUGGACCUAAACAUAGAGAAAUACUAGUCUGGGUAGUCUUUUUAGCCAACAUUCCACUUCUUGUCACUCCUGACAAUUUUCCAAAUCUUUGGCAAGGAGUGGUAUGUAAUAUAUCAAAACAGAGACAGCAACCAGGUGAGAGAAAUGCUGGACGGGUUUUUAAUAAGGUUGAAUUUGUCAUUAUAAAAAAAAAUGUAAAAGGUGGGGUUGAGAGAUGUGUAGCUACAUGCGUCUUCACCACCCGCCAGUCUAGAUGCUGGACUAUGUAGGUUCUCUGAGCUCUAAACCUGGUUAUACUAAUGCUGGAGGGUCUAUCUCAGAGGGACAGACUGGAGUUUUAAAUAAAAGAAAAGACAGGAAAGUCCCCUGUUUUAAGGGGCACAAAAAAAAUGUACUGUGGGGUAUGCGAUGUUUGUGUUUCUCUGAUCAUCAUCUGUAGCCGUCAUUAACUGGAUCUUUUCAGCCACCGUCCCAAUAUACCGCCAAUGGCUUCCUCUCCAGAAAGGAAACGCUUCCUUCCUUCCGCCUCAUCCGGACCUGCCUGGAAAUCUCCUGGCAACCAUGUCAUGAAAAAAAUUGUGUGAACUGUCCUAAACGUAUUGGAGGCAUGAUCUUCACUCACUCUUAUCCAUGGGCCAUGUGUUGAAUGGAAUUGAAUGCAGAGGGUGUUUUUGACAUUGUAUGUACUGUAUGUAACCCCACUAUCACAAGUGAAGAAGCACAUCUCAUUGGAUGUUUGUUUCUCUAUGUAACGUGCAUGACUGUGGAAACAGACUCAUGUGGUUCUUUAAGCCAUGGGAAUGUUGAGAUGGAUUUCAUCAACUCCAUGUGGGUAGGUCACAGAGUGGGAGAGAUUUACCAAAGUGGAUGUAAGGAAUGUAUUUUAUGGUAUACCACUACUAAAUUAUGCAAGUUUUGAUUUUCUGAAUCUAACCCAUCACUUCACAGCUUAGUGCAUUAUUCACCCAUUUUUUCAGUUUCUUCUGUUGAACUGGGCUAUAAGUUUCUCUGUCACAUUUUAGGUUCUCUUGUUCACUUCAAAUAGAUAAAAAAUACAAUAUUUGACUGUU